UUAAUAUUGAAUAUUUAAAGAGAACAUAAAAAAUAAGUAUACAAAAUAUUACAGUUGAAGCUAAUAAGCUUCAUUUUUAAACAUCAAAAGUGGAGAAAAUUGUUAGAAAUAAGGAGUGGGCACUUUAUUUUGGCGGUCACUGUAAAUAUGAUGAUCUGCUCUGUUCCUUGUUUUGUUCUCUCUCUCUCUCUCUCUCUAUCUCUCUCUCUCUCUCUCUCUGAAAAUUGGUUCUCAAACUGUUUUGAUAAACCAUUUUUGGCGUUUUUACACCUUUAUGCCGAUAUUUACAAUAACCUUUUGACUGUAUCACCAAGAGUUUUUUGUAAAUAGUUUUUCUCUUCUUUAAUUGAUUAUUUAAUCAUUCAACACUCAAUUUUUCUGCAAAUGCUACAUUUAAAUAAGUAAUGCAGAACAGGAAGAACUUUCCCACCGCUUUAAAUGCCAAACGGUCGAUAAACCCUUUCGCUUGGUUCCUUCUGAAAAAAGCUCUCUGUAAACCAAUCGAAGCAACCAGCUAAAAGCCCUUCCUAGUUCCUUCGGUUGCAAGUUGAAUGAACUUUUGCAGGCGACAGCCAUCGUCGUUAGCAAAACCGGGCCUUGCGCCCGAAAGGUGAAACCAGUGCUAGCCUGCUCGGUUUUCGGUGGCUUGAAGCCCACAACGCCGCCACCUAAUAAGCGGGGGCGAAAGACAGACCCUAGGAGGAAGAGGUAAAGAAGGGAUGGAGAGGGAGAGGCUGCAAGGGGACAGCAGCUAGCUAGCUAACUAGCUAACCAACCAACGCGAAAGUCACCCGAGAAAGGCUGGGCACGACGACGUACGAUUACCUAAUAAUCCAUGCCCGAGGAUUCGAUUGCGGAAAGUUCAGCCACGUGCAGUCGUUCAGGUUCGCCUACUUUGCUCGCGUGGAGAUAUUUUUCGAUCACGGUGGGUUCGAAAAUCCCGGAAGAGAAGCCUACAACGGCAGCAUCCAAGUAGGUAGUGGAAAGCGAUUCUAUCGGGCGUCGGUGAGUCGAACGAAGCCUGGAACCGGAUAGAUACUUUCGCUUUUCACCGGUGUGAGGCCUUUGCCUCACAGAAACUCUUAUUACGCCGCUCUCAAAUGUUGAUCAUUUGAGAGGUCUAUUUUCAGACCGAGAAGAUCACCGAAAAUUGAAACCGAAUUGCAUUUGGUUGCAUCGCCGCCCACCAUUACCUGCGGGGGUCGUUGGACCACUUUUCCCCUCCUUACACGGACGUGCUCCAGAUGGAAGGCUGUACGAUCACUUCCGCGUCGGACGAAUCUUGUGUUCGGUGAGCGAUUCGGUAAGUUCUCUCGUCUCCGAUCGCCAUGAUGUAAUAAUGCAUGGUAAUGACGUUGGCUGCACUUUGGCAAAUAAGAGCAAGGCGUAAGACAGGAAGUGUGAGUCGGCGUGUAAUGUGUCAUUAGAUGCAUUCGUGCAUAAUAGCAUUGGAGUGUAACUGGGCGCUACUAGAGGUAGACGCGUUAUCAUAUCAUCAAGUGUCCCAAUCUUGCGUUGACUACAGUAAUGCUACUUCGGAGUCCCACUUGCAGCUGACACAUCUCGAGUACAGGACGGUUACCGUUUUCCAAGAUGGCGAGAUAAGUAUCGGAGAUGUGGCCGAUAGCGAUCGACCGGUUAUCGCAUGUUGGUCAACAGGAUUCCCCCAUUUGUGCCCUGGAACACACAUUACCUUACCGUCAGCAACGUCAGCAAACUGGGAAGGAGAUCAGAGUUUGCAUCACGGUAGCUGGAUGACGAUCUGGAACAGCGAGAGCUACGCCGUCAGGCAGACCAGUUCUUGACCAGCAGACGGAACAUUUGGACC
This is a messenger RNA of Anopheles stephensi (Asian malaria mosquito), 1828 nucleotides long. RefSeq lists its product as uncharacterized. The transcript is spliced from 3 exons. The record is from RefSeq and is a predicted model, not a curated record. Bases 1428 to 1805 code for a protein of 125 amino acids. NCBI's taxonomy places the organism in Eukaryota, Metazoa, Arthropoda, Insecta, Diptera, Culicidae.